Gordionus sp. m RMFG-2023 is the source of this 1557-nucleotide messenger RNA. RefSeq names its product proton-coupled zinc antiporter SLC30A2-like. Gene Ontology annotation, biological process: zinc ion transmembrane transport; response to zinc ion. The transcript is spliced from 9 exons. Gene Ontology annotation, molecular function: zinc ion transmembrane transporter activity. The record is from RefSeq and is a predicted model, not a curated record. The coding region runs from base 43 to 1278 and encodes 411 amino acids. Lineage: Eukaryota; Metazoa; Nematomorpha; Gordioida; Chordodea; Parachordodidae. Gene Ontology annotation, cellular component: plasma membrane.
AUUAUUUAAUUGAAAUUUUAUCGCUAUUUUAACCCUUUAAUUAUGAAAGUUAAGGAUGCAUCGAAUACAUUAACUCCUACACACUGUCAUGAAGGUUCAUUGUCUGAUACCACAAAGCAAAAGAAAUCCCGCAAUAAAUUAAUAUUAGCUUGCAUUAUAUGCCUUGUAUUUACAUUGGUUGAAGUUACAGGCGGAUAUUUCGCCGAUAGUUUAGCAAUAUUGACCGACGCCGCUCAUUUGCUCACAGAUUUCGGGAGUUUCGUUAUAAGUCUUUUCUCUCUCUACAUGUCAUGCCGACCCCCUUCCAAAAGAUUAAAUUUUGGGUGGCAUAGAGCCGAAGUUUUGGGUGCUUUUGCUUCUAUAUUGCUCAUCUGGGUGUUGACCGCAGUUUUGAUGUACUUUGCCGUGAAACGGGUAAUAAAUAAUAAUUACGAUAUCAAUGCGUCCGUUAUGCUCAUCACCGCUACUUUCGGAGUUGUCGUCAAUAUCAUAAUGGGCCUGGUGCUACAUCCUCACGGCCAUCACAAUCAUUCCCAUGCCAAUCAUCAUAAUAACAAUUCCGAUCAAGAUCACCUAAUAUGCAACGAUAACCUAGAUUCACCGAGUCCAGGAGAUCGUCAAAAUGGAAGUAAAGAUGACUUCGACAAUACCGAAAUACGUGAUCUGGCCCAUAGUAGCGAACCUACAAGCACUUGUAGCAAUAGUAACAAUACCUUUCUCACUCCUCUCCUUAGCCCUGCUGCUAGAACAUUAAUUCCGGAUGUCACAAUUGCGCAGAAGAGGCGUUACGACUCCGCAUCGUUAGCCAUCCGCGCCGCUUACAUCCAUGUGAUAGGAGAUUUGGUGCAAAGCUUUGGAAUACUCAUAGCUGCAUUUGUAAUUUAUUAUAGGCCUGAUCUGAAAAUUGCCGACCCCAUCUGCACAUUCAUAUUUUCAUUUUUAGUAAUACUCACAACACUCUCCAUACUGAAGGAUAUAGUUAUGAUACUAAUGGAGGCCACACCUUCCGAUAUCAAAUACGCUCACGUAAAACAAUCGCUUCUUACGAUUCCCGGUUUAACAUCCAUCCACGAUCUCAAAAUAUGGUGCCUGACUUCCGAAAAGAAGAUUGCCAUAUUUCACGCUGUCACUGAGUUACCUUUGUCCAACAAUAGUGACAUUCAAAAAUGUGCGACUCAAAUGCUGAAAGAGAAGUUUGAAAUCGACAUAGUCAAUAUUCAGAUUGAAGAAUUCAGGGAAGAGAUGAGGAACUGCCAAUUUUGUAAUGACCCAAUUUAAUCCAUUCAUUUAUACUUCAAACAAACAAAAAUGGCAGGUUUAGGAAAACCUACAAUGCAACCUUUAAAUAUAUAUUUUUUUUUAAAGUUUAAAGUGUUUUUUUAACAGUAAUAAAUAUUAUACAUAAGAUUUUAACUUACAACAUCAUUUUUAAAAAAAAUAAAUAAAUAGAAUUAUUAAUAAGCAUUUUGUUUGGCAAUAUUAUAUAAACAAUUAAUUGCCCAACCACUAACGACGACCAAAUAUUAUAUUAAUUAGAAACCAAAUAUAGAAAGAAAU